Fonsecaea multimorphosa CBS 102226 is the source of this 606-nucleotide messenger RNA. RefSeq lists its product as uncharacterized. The transcript is spliced from 3 exons. Gene Ontology annotation, biological process: regulation of DNA-templated transcription. The record is from RefSeq and is a predicted model, not a curated record. NCBI's taxonomy places the organism in Eukaryota, Fungi, Ascomycota, Eurotiomycetes, Chaetothyriales, Herpotrichiellaceae. Gene Ontology annotation, molecular function: DNA-binding transcription factor activity. Bases 1 to 606 code for a protein of 201 amino acids.
AUGGAUAACCUCAACCUCGUCAACGAGAGCGGGCUUCUCGGUUUUGACGAAACAUGCACCCCCGAGCUUCCUAGCUGGAACGAGAAAACGGCCAUAGUGCUUCCUCUUGCCUCUGAAACGUCGUCUUUGGUCGCCUUGACACCACCAUAUUUCUUUCCUCGGAGUGAAAGUCUCUCGAUAUCAACAGCACAAGAAGAUCGUACGCUUAGUGACGUGCAUCUUGUGGUGGUGGACCAGCAUGGCAGGGAAUGUGAAGUGGUUCAGACUCGAAGCGAGCGGCGACGCGCACAAAACAGAAAAGCUCAGCGAGCAUAUCGAGCACGCAAAGAAGCUCAGCUGAAGGCUGCAUCAUCGACCUUGGCUGCGAAUAACUCACAGCUGCGGACUCUAGCCCACCACAACCGCGAGCUCCUCGACACGAUCAAGCGACUCAAGGCCAUAAUUCUCCAGCUAGAGACGGAGAAUCAGCUCCUCAAAGAGGUACAAAGCCCAAAUGUCAACGAAAUGGAUGAUCAGAGCGGGUGGAUGCUGGACGGCCCGAGUUUCAUGUCACCCACUCCCUCAGAGCUGUAUUGGCGUGCGGAAGAUACAUCUGAUACCUCAUGA